Messenger RNA from Sinocyclocheilus anshuiensis, 741 nucleotides. RefSeq names its product transmembrane protein 179B. The transcript has 5 exons. NCBI's taxonomy places the organism in Eukaryota, Metazoa, Chordata, Actinopteri, Cypriniformes, Cyprinidae. The record is from RefSeq and is a predicted model, not a curated record. The coding region runs from base 5 to 664 and encodes 219 amino acids.
UAUUAUGGCGCUGCCGACUCCUCUGCUGCUGGAGCUGCUGUUAUACGCCAGCUGUUUUAUCUGCGGGAUCAUCACAGCCGCCUCUGUUACAAUCUCGCAGGGCAGUUUUGAUGGGAAGUGCAUGCUGUACGGUUCAGUGCGUCUGAAUUCCUCAUCCAUCGCUGUGCUUUCAUCCAGUUCUCCUUCCCUUUGUUACUUUGUGUCAGCCAUCUCAGUGUGUGUGGCCGUCUUCUGCUUUUCACUCACUCUCUACUGGAUCUACAUGGCCUGUGUUGACGGAGAGGUGAAAAGAGAGAAAUUAUGGAUGAAUGUUACUCUUGGCUUGUCUGGAGUCUUCCUCUUCUUCCUCUUGGUGACGGGAUGCAUCCUGAAAAUCGGCCGAGACAGACUGUGUGACUCGGUGAUUCAAACAGCGAAAAAUAUAACCAGGUGUGAAGAAGCACAAAAUAAGCCUUGGAUGAGCCCUAUAAAUGGGAGUCAGUUCUACUCCAGACUACACAGUGCAGAGACAGCAGUAUGGGUGAAUUUCUUCUUUUGGUUGAUCAUAGCAGUUCUGGUCCUGCUCCAGCGUAACAACGGGUCAGAAAUCCGGUCAGAAGGAGAGGACCCAUCAGCGACCCCUUCUGAAACGGAGCCCUUCUUCAACCGCCCAGGACGUUCUUAGUGAAUAGAGACACAGCUAAUCUAUGUCGCUCCACACUAAAGCAGUGUCUAUGUGCCGCUUGAACACACUCACUCACA